Capra hircus (goat) is the source of this 3593-nucleotide messenger RNA. RefSeq names its product solute carrier family 38 member 8 (gene SLC38A8). The record is from RefSeq and is a predicted model, not a curated record. The transcript has 11 exons. Gene Ontology annotation, biological process: amino acid transmembrane transport. Gene Ontology annotation, molecular function: amino acid transmembrane transporter activity. The coding region runs from base 1 to 1308 and encodes 435 amino acids. Lineage: Eukaryota; Metazoa; Chordata; Mammalia; Artiodactyla; Bovidae.
AUGGAGGGGCAGACCCCAGGAGGUGGAGGCCUUUCAGAAAAGCCGGUCCCCAUGACCUCCGGCCCUGGCCUGUCCUCGCUGGGUGCCGUCUUCAUCCUUCUGAAGUCCGCACUGGGCGCUGGCCUACUCAACUUUCCAUGGGCCUUCCACAAGGCUGGGGGAGUGGCCCCCGCUUUCCUCGUGGAGCUGGUCUCCCUGGUCUUCCUGAUCAGCGGGCUGGUCGUCCUGGGCUACGCUGCCUCCGUCAGCGGCCAGGCCACCUACCAAGGCGUGGUCGGAGGGCUGUGUGGCCCUGCCAUCGGCAAGCUGUGUGAGGCCUGCUUCGUCGUCAACCUGCUCAUGAUCUCCGUGGCCUUCCUCAGGGUGGUCGGCGACCAGCUGGAGAAGCUGUGGGACUUCAUCCUGCCCAGCACCCCGCCGGCCCCGCAGCCCUGGUACACUGACCAGCGCUUCACCCUGACUCUGCUCUGUGCGCUGGUCAUCCUGCCCCUCUCCACGCCGCGGGAGAUCGGUUUCCAGAAAUACACAAGCAUCCUAGGCACCCUGGCCGCCUGCUACCUGGCCCUGGUCAUCAUGGCGCAGUACUACCUCAGGCCCCAAGACCUCGCCCGUGAGCCCCGCCUGGCGUCCAGUUCCUCCUCCUGGACCUCUGUAUUUAGUGUCUUCCCCACCAUCUGUUUUGGAUUUCAGUGUCACGAAGCCGCUGUGUCCAUCUACUGCAGCAUGCGCCACCAGAGCCUCGGGCACUGGACCCUGGUCUCCGUGCUGUCCUUGCUGGCCUGCUGCCUCGUCUACUCGCUGACAGGUGCGUACGGCUUCCUGACCUUCGGGACAGACGUGUCUGCUGACAUCCUGAUGUCCUACCCAGGCAGCGACGGGGUCGUCAUCGUUGCCCGGGUCCUCUUUGCUGUGUCCAUCAUGACUGCCUACCCCAUCGUGCUCUUCCUGGGAAGGUCGGUGAUGCAGGACUUCUGGAGGCGGGGCUGUGGUGGGGCAUGUGGGCCGUGGGCCCUGGCCGAGCCCUCGGGGCUGUGGGUCCGGAUGCCGCUGACCGUGCUCUGGGUCACCGCGACACUCACCAUGGCCCUGUUCCUGCCCGACCUCAGCGAGAUCAUCGGCAUCAUUGGCGGCAUCAGCUCCUUCUUCAUCUUCGUCUUCCCAGGUCUGUGCCUCAUUUGUGCGGUCAGCGUGGAGCGCAUCGGACCCCGAGUUAAGUGCUGCCUGGAGGCCUGGGGGGUGGUCUCCGUGCUGGUUGGUGCCUUCAUCUUCGGGCAGAGCAUGGUGGCGGCCGUCAUGGAGCUGCUGUAGGGAGCGGCCCGCGCUCCAGCAGGACGGGGGCCCCUGCAGCCGCCUGCAUCUGGCCGUGAGAACCAUGUGACCUCUUCAUUAAGAAGCUGGAGAAACUGACUCUUCCGUCCUUCCCAGGCUGUGCCUCUGGGCUUCUGCUGGGUCCCAGGGUGUCUGGUGCGGUGGUGAGAGGUGGCCUAGGCCCUGCACGUGACCACGGACCUGGGGGCUUCAGGUCAGAGCGGCGGGAGCUCAGUCUGGAGCCUGGGAGUCUGGGGUCAGGGUGUGUACGGGGCUAUGCACCCUCUCCCUGCCUGCCACCUCCAGCCCCCUGGUGCUCCUGGGCGUGUCUGCACCCGCCAUCUCUGCCUCCAGCUACCUGUGUGUCCAUGUGUCCCUAUUAGAGGGCCCAGGGUCCUCAUUUGAUAUGACCUCAUCUUAGUUACUUACUUGGAAUGUGCAAAGAGCCUCUUUCCAAGUAAGGUCACAUUCACCGUUUCCUGGGGGUUAGGACUGCAGCUUAUGUUUCUGAGGGACAGUUCACCCCAUAACUGGGGGAUAGGUGCUGAGGCCCAGGGAACUCUGCUCUGGGGUGUUGGGGUCAAAGACAUGAGAUGAGGGCAUGGCUCGGUGGAGGAGAGCCCGGGGGGCUGGGGGUGCCAUUUGCUGGGGAUGGCAGGGCACUCAAGCUGGUGCUCAGGCCAGGGCACGGGGGACCCGAGUAGAUGUAUACCCCGAGUUGGCCUCUCUCCAGUGGGUGGGACCCCAAGGAGAGGCCCCUGUCUUCCCACUGGCUGGACCAGAAGAGCCUGGAGGCCAAGCGUGCUGUCUGCUCUGUGGGUCCCUCCCGACCCCACCCCGAUUCUGGGCUGAGGAGCCGUGCCUGCAGCCGUGGUGCAGCAGGGUCUGCGGGGUCAGGGUGGAGGACUGGCCACUGCUGCUGCAUCGAGCUACUGUGCUCACUCGUGCUGAGCCUGCCCAGGGCCUGGGACCCCUGGACGGACGUGGCUGGAUCCAGGCCGCUCCUCUCCCGCCCUGGGACGUCCACCGGAAGCCAGCGGUGCCCGCGCCUGCAGGGGCUGACACCUGAGGACACCUCCCCCAGGACGUGAACUUGUCUUCCCACCGCGGCCUGGUAACGCCAACUUGACAGAGGAGCCUCUAACUCACUGACAGAAGACACUGAUGUCUGGUUAAAGGAGACGUGAAGGGGAGAGUAUCUGUAAAUAAAAUUGCUCUUGGGUCCGCAAUUUUGUACCUGCUGCUCCAGUAGCUCAGUGUUUUUCCUGGAGCUCGGGCUCCAUUCAAAAACUGGAGUACUGUUUAGAGCCGCCAGCCCAGGAGGAGGGUGUGCACCGCAGUCUGACAGGUGGGUGGCCAGCGGCCCCGUUUACUGACGGGUGCUUUAAAAUUCACCUGUAGCCCACCAUCAAGGAAGUGAGGGGGAAACUUAUCUUGCCAGUUAGAGCAGUAGAUGCUUUCUUGGCCCUGGAGUCCUGUGAAACCCUUGGGGGAGGGAAGGUGGUGCUGGGAAAGAAAUGGGGGUUAAAUUAUGUAGGAGGGGGUGUUCACAUCUUCUGCCCUCUCCCAGAGCCAGGACAACUGUCUUACCUGUGCCAGGCAGGCCCUCGCUCACCAGCUGCGUCAUCCAGUCAAGGGUGGCUUUACAUGAAACAGGGGCCAUAGCUAUUUCGCAUGUUUGACUUUCCACAGGUACAAAAAUGGUUUCGGUUUUUGGUAGAUUUCCGGAAAGUGCACACAGUGUCGGAACUUUACAUUUUAUAUACCUGUUAUUCACUCACCAAGUCGUGUCCGACUCUUGGGGACUCCAUGGACUGCACUAGGCUUCCCUGUCCCUCCCCAUCUCCCGUAGUUUGCCCAAGAUUUUCUAUGCUAGCAUUUGGCAGUUAGUAUUUUAUAGGAACCAUAGUUCUUGGUGGCUACAUAAGUAGAUAUAAUAAUUAUAAACUAUGUAAUACAUAUACACACACAUACCUGCAUCUGUGACUUUUUUGUAUACUAAGUACUGUUUCAAUGUUACAGUCAUUUUUAGAGUUAUUGCAAUGAGUAUCACGUGUUCUCAAAUCUGUAGAAGUCCAGCCUGCCACACUCUGGGCUCGGGGCCGCCUCCCAGCCACCUGGUGCCCAGGGCCCCAGCCUUCCUGCCUCGAGGCCCCUCUCUGUUCAGCACUCACUCGUGGACUACACUUCCUAGCAGCUAAGAGAACAGAAGGCUUCCUGGGUGGCUCAGUGGUAAGGAACCCGCCAGCUAAAGCAGGAGACUCAGGUUCGAUCCCUGGGUCAAG